AUGUCAUCAAUUAAAAGAUUAUUGCCUCUUGAUGGAAUAAAAGUUAUCGAGAUUGCAGGAUUAGCUCCUGCGCCAUUUACAGGAAUGGUAUUAGCAGAUUUUGGUGCAAAUGUAAUCCGAGUUGAUAAAUUCACCGAUAUGCAUAAUAAAAUGGACAACCUUUCAAGAAAUAAACGAUCAAUUUCUAUUAACUUAAAAUCUCCAAUUGGAAUCUCAAUCUUUAAACGAUUAAUUUUUCUCGAUACUGAUAUAUUGAUUGAACCAUUUCGACCUGGUGUGAUGGAAAAGUUGGGAUUAGGACCGAAUGAAUUAUGUAAACUAAAUGAAAAGUUAAUUUAUGUUAGGUUAACCGGUUUUGGUCAAAAAGGUAAAUUUUCUAAUAUGGCGGGGCAUGAUAUUAAUUACCUUGCAGUUUCCGGUGUAUUAUCGCUUCUUGGAAGAAAGAAUGAAAAUCCCAUGUUUCCAUUAAACAUUCUAGCCGAUUUUGCUGGAGGUGGUAUGAUGUGCGUAUUGGGUAUUUUAUUGGCAUUGAUUGAAAGAUCAAAAUCGGGAAAAGGUCAAGUCAUUGACGUUGCAAUGGUUGAUGGAGUCAAAUAUUUGGCAACCUUCACUCAAUUAAUGAAGCUAAUGAAUCAGUUAUGGACUGAACCCAGGGGUGAAAAUAUGCUUGAUGGAGGUGCUCAUUUUUACGAAGUUUAUAAAACCAAGGACAAUAAAUAUAUGGCCGUCGGUGCUAUUGAACCGCAAUUUUAUGCAGAAUUAUUAAAAAGAUUAGAUUUAAAUGCAAAUACCUUACCAUCUCAAUUAGACAAUUCGAAAUGGAAUGAAAUGAAACAAUUGUUUACAAAUACAUUUCUGACUAAAACACAAGAAGAAUGGAAUCAAGUAUUUUAUGGUAGUGAUGCGUGUGUUACACCUGUUUAUGGAUUAAGUGAUAAAAUACCAGAACCUGCUCCAAAAUUAUACGAAACUCCUGGUAGAAUGAUACAAUUAAAUGAUUCCUUGAAUCCAGGUAAGCAUAGUGAAGAAAUUUUAACAGAAUACGGUUAUAGUGAAAAUGAGAUUAAAGAAUUUUCGAUGAGAGAUAUCGUUGGUGGAUUAAACUUUAAAAAAAGUUUAUUGUAA
Messenger RNA from Funneliformis geosporum, 1125 nucleotides. Lineage: Eukaryota; Fungi; Glomeromycota; Glomeromycetes; Glomerales; Glomeraceae. The record is from the annotation of a GenBank genome assembly.